AUGGACUCGUCAAAGCCCGAGCAAAGACCGUCGGAUCUUGAUCUGGCGGACGAGGUCAGCUCAGUUCCGACGGUCGAGGAAGAAAAGCUCGAGCGGACGCUGAUGAGGAAGAUUGAUCUGCAUAUCCUCCCGUUCGUGGUGCUUCUCUACCUGUUUAGUUUCCUGGACCGUGUGAACAUUGGAAACGCGCGUCUGUAUGGCCUGGAGGACGACCUGGAUCUGGUUGGUAACCAGUAUCAAGUCGCCGUGUCAAUCCUCUUUGUCACAUACUGUCUUUUCGAAGUACCGUCCAACCUGGUCCUAAAGAAAUUAAGGCCCUCUCGCUACAUUGCGGUCAUCUCCGUCUUGUGGGGCAUCAUUGCCACACUGACAGGCAUCUGUCAGAGCUAUGGUGGCCUGCUGGCUUGCCGUGUUCUGUUGGGAGUUGUCGAGGCUGGCCUCUUCCCUGGCCUGAUAACCUACCUGACUCUCUUUUACAGCAAAAGUGAGAUUGCCCUACGGACCGGCUACCUGUUCAGCAGUGCUGCCGUGGCGGGAGCCUGCGGUGGCCUUCUGGCUUACGGCAUCGGCUUCAUGGAUGGCAUUGCUGGACUGCGAGGAUGGCGUUGGAUCAUGAUUCUGGAAGGUAUUCCCACCGUGAUCAUGGGUGUGGCCACCUGGUUCUUCAUGGCGGACGAGCCAGACACGGCAUAUUACUUGAACGAAGAUGAGAAGGCGCUUGUUGUUCGCCGUCGAAGCCGCCACGUGGGGCAAACGGCGUCUGCUCAGAAAUUCCAUUGGGCUGACGUCAAAGAGGGCGCGCUGGACUGGAGGAUCUAUGCCUUUUGCAUCGGUCAGUUCGCCGUGGAUACCAUGUUGUAUGGCUACAGCACGUUCUUGCCGACCAUCAUUAAGGGCAUGGGUCGAUGGUCUACCGCCGAAGUUCAAGCCUUGACGAUCCCUUGCUAUGGACUUGGGGCCAUUGCGUACCUGAUCGUGGCCUGGCUGAGUGAUCGUACUCAGCGUCGAGCGUUUUUCAUCUGCCUCUUCAGUGCCAUCUCGGUCGUUGGGUACGGUAUCCUAAUCAGCGACGCCUCCUCGGGUGUGCACUACUUUGGUGCCUUGAUGGUGGCUCUGGGGCUCUACGUGACCGUUGGACUUCCACUGGCCUGGUUGCCCACCAAUUUGCCGCGGUAUGGGAAGCGGACAUUUGCGACCGGCUUGCAGCUCACCUUUGGCAAUAUCAGUGGUGUGAUGGCACCGUUUUUGUACAAAAACUCCGAGGGGCCGCGAUUCAUCCGUGGUAAUGCUGUCACUCUUGCGUUGGUGGGAUUUGCAGGAAUUCUUUAUGGAAUUUUGUGGUUCUACUUGGAUGCUGUCAACAAGCGCCGCGCCAAGGGGGUCUAUGAUGAGAAGAUUGCCUCUUUGUCUGAAGCGGAGACUCAAGAGCUUGGGGAUCGCAAUCCUCGGUUCCGAUAUAGCACUUGA
Messenger RNA from Penicillium diatomitis, 1467 nucleotides. Its product is annotated as putative MFS transporter. Gene Ontology annotation, cellular component: membrane. NCBI's taxonomy places the organism in Eukaryota, Fungi, Ascomycota, Eurotiomycetes, Eurotiales, Aspergillaceae. Gene Ontology annotation, biological process: transmembrane transport. Gene Ontology annotation, molecular function: transmembrane transporter activity. The transcript is spliced from 3 exons. The coding region runs from base 1 to 1467 and encodes 488 amino acids. The record is from RefSeq and is a predicted model, not a curated record.